AUGGAUAUGGAAAUUCUUAGUUGGAAUUGCAGAGGAAUCUGUAAUACUACGACUACAAGGGCGUUGAAGGAUCUCAUCGCUCAGAAUCGCCCCCAAAUUAUCUUUCUUUGUGAGACAAAGAUAAGUAAUAUUAAAGACUUUCAAACUCUGAGUCGUGCCCUAGGGUUUCCUCACUCAAAGGAAUUUCUGAGUGAGGGCCAAUCUGGGGGUCUCGGAUUAUUUUGGACUGAUGAGGUUGAUCUCCAUGUUCGUACAUCGUCAGCACAUCAUAUUGAUGCCGAGAUAAGGGGAGCUCCAGGAGAACCAAGGUGGCGUUUAACUGGUUUCUAUGGCUAUUCACGAACUAAUGAUCGGGAUCAUUCAUGGAAGCUACUGAGGGAGUUGAGUGAUCUUGAUUCGCUGCCAUGGGUCAUUAUAGGGAAUUUCAACGAGAUUCUUGACAGUGGAGAAAAGAUCAAUGGGCCGAUUAGAGCUGAGCGCCAGAUGAGGGGAUUCCGGGAUGCAUUAGGGUAUGGGGAUCUUUUGGAUCUAGGGUUUCAAGGUACGAAAUCCACAUGGUGGAACUCAGAUACUCAAUUGCGCCUGGACAGAGCGGUCUGUACACCAACAUGGUUUGACAUCUAUGGUUAUGCGAAGGUAACUCACCUCCCUCUGAGUGACUCUGACCAUAUACCAAUCUUGUUACACGCUAGCACCAUUCCCGUUGCCAAACGUCCUAAGUACCAUAGGUUCAAGUUUGAAGCCUAUUGGUUACAACAUGCUGAUUGUGAUCCCUUAGUCCAUGAGGUGUGGCAACCUGAUGUAGUUGGUACUCCUAUGUACAAGGUUGUUAAGAAAAUCUCUCUUACAAGAGUUGCCCUAGAUAAAUGGCAGAAACGCACGUUUAGGGUGUGA
Rosa chinensis is the source of this 894-nucleotide messenger RNA. RefSeq lists its product as uncharacterized. Gene Ontology annotation, molecular function: catalytic activity. The transcript has a single exon. The record is from RefSeq and is a predicted model, not a curated record. The coding region runs from base 1 to 894 and encodes 297 amino acids. NCBI's taxonomy places the organism in Eukaryota, Viridiplantae, Streptophyta, Magnoliopsida, Rosales, Rosaceae.